This is a messenger RNA of Microdochium trichocladiopsis, 1253 nucleotides long. RefSeq lists its product as uncharacterized. The coding region runs from base 243 to 1223 and encodes 326 amino acids. NCBI's taxonomy places the organism in Eukaryota, Fungi, Ascomycota, Sordariomycetes, Xylariales, Microdochiaceae. The record is from RefSeq and is a predicted model, not a curated record. The transcript has 5 exons.
UCGCCUCCCAUUUCUUCCUCUCUCACCCCCAUCACUUUCAUCCACCCCAGGCCACGUCCAUCUUCUCUCCUGCAAAUCAUAUCAACUUGUCGCGGGCGCUCUGCCAUCAGGCACAUCCACAUCUCCAGUUCUUGCACGCUUUUUGAGACAUCAUCACCACCAUAGCACAAACAGCAAGCCAACCAUACUUACUGAGGUUCGCGGUCAACAGAUAUCGACAGCCCAUCUUCACACCCGUCAAGAUGAGGUCCUCCGCCGUUCUCCUUGGCGCCGCUGCCGGCCUCGUCGCUGCCCAAGCCGGAUUCCCUGAGGGUUUCCCCGCGUGUGGUAGCACCUGCAUUGGCAACAUGCUGGGCCUCGCUGGCUCUCUUGGCUGCGAAGCGACCAACGCCCAGUGCCUCUGCAACAACCAGGAUUUCGCGUACGGCAUUAGAGAUUGCUCGCGUCAGGCCUGUGGCGAUGAGCAAGUUGCAAACCAGGUCAUCGCCUACGGUGUCCAGUACUGCGCCAACGCCGGAGUCGCCGUCAUUGUCCCGGGUGCACCUGGUCCCUCCGGCACUGGCCCCGUGUCUACAACUCUCGAGGCUACCUCGCCUCCUACCAACACCCAAGGUGCCGUUGGAAUUAGCUCCACUGGCAGUGGCGAAGGUGUUGGUUCGUCCGCGUCCGGUCCUGGUGCUUCGUCCGCCUCUGGUGGUGCGGGUAGUGCUUCGACCCCAUCUGGCACGGGUGCCGUACCCAUUUCGACUGCUGCUGUCCUCGUCACUUCCACCAACUCUGACGGGUCGGUCGUGACCAGCACCAUUGGCUCAACCACCAUUUACUCGGAAGCUAGCGGUGGUGGCCUUGGUGGUCUUGUUCCCAUCUCGACCGCGACCAUUGUCUCAACCGGCACCGAUUCUGCUGGUUCGACUUUCGUGACCAGUGCUACUAGCACGAUCUUUUCGUCAUCCGCCGGUGCUGGUUCCGGUUCUCAAUCCGCGCCCGGCUCUGGCUCUGGCUCUGGCUCGGCUUCUGGCUCUGUGUCGACGAUUGUUACCAGCGUGAGCACAAACGUCCCCAUUACCACCACCAAUUCUCAGGGCAGCCCCGUCUCCACCAAUGUCCCUAGCACUGUCGCUACGACACGCACGACCACCGGCUCUCCUGGCCUUGCUGUCAAGCAGACUGCUGCCCCUGUCGGCCUUCUUGCUGCCGCCGGUGUUGCCGUUCUCAUGCUAUAAGCGCGUUGAUCCAGGUCCCUUGCCGCAUCU